CAGAGAAUUCAGGCAGAGAGAGACACAGAAAGAUCGAACAGAGACAAAUCAGAGACAGAGAUAAGAGAGAUGAGACCAAGAUAGACAGAUAAGAUAUAGCAGAGAGAAAUCAGUGGCAGAGAAAUCAGAGAGAGAUAGAGAUCAAUCAGUCUGUGAGAAAUGAGAGAUAGACAGAAAUCAGAGAGAGAUCUGACAGAGAGAGAUAAAGAAAAAUGGGAGAGACAUCAGGAGAGAGAUCAGACAGACAUAAAUCAAACACACAGAGAGACAGAGAUCAGGCAGCCAGAGAGAAAUGGGAGACAGAGUGAUCAGACAGAAAUCAGAACAAAGAGAAAUCACAGAGAAAGAUCAGAGACAGAGAGAAAGCAGGCAUAGAUAGAUCAGACAGAGGUAGGUCAGAGAGACAGAGAUCAGAGACAGAAAGAGAUCAGAACGAGAGCACACAGAAAGAGAAAUCAGACAGAUCAGAGAGAUAUCAGAGAGACAGAGAUUAAAAAAAAAAACAGAUUUGACUGAGACAGAGACAGAGAGAAAUCAGAUACAGAGAGAGGCCUGAAGGUAGAGACCUGGGAGUUUUCUGCCCAAGAAUGUUCAGGGAACGAAUGGGAGAGGACAAGAUCAGGAAGAGGGAGAAGGGGCAGCGUGGGACGCAAAGGGGACACAGAUAGAGACACCACAUCAUUGACUCCUGGAAACUUUCUCUGGGCCUUCAGAUGGCCAUACUGGGGGGAGUGGGGAGUGGGGAGUAAAACUGGUCUGCAAGUCAGCGCAGGCGCAGAAGGAAUGAUACUGCGGAUGUGGGACUGCAGACUGAGGGACCACAGCGCAGAUGUUUCUGCGCAGGCGCAUAACAACACCGGCUCCCUCCUCCGCCUCUAGCAGAUUUCGCGCAGGCUCAGAAGGAGGGAUACUGCGGCGGACUCCGAGAGGGGUGGGGUCGCCGGGGGAGAGACUGGUGCGCAGGCGCACAACAACCCUCCAUCCCUCUCCCAGUCCCGGACCCUACGCAGGCGCAGAAAGGGAGUUACUGCGGCUGACUAAGGGCGGAGGCAUGGCAGAAUGGCUGUCGCGCAAGCGCACACAAAUACUCCGUCUCUCCCCUCUUUCGGGUUUUACGCAGGUGCAGAAGGAAACCAACUGCGGCAAACUGAGGGUGGGGUCGAUGCGGCAAGGCUUCUACGCAGGCGCAUUCCAGCCCUCCUAUUCUUUCCCCCUCCCAGGCUCCCAGGUUUGCGCAAGCGCAGAAGGAAAUUUCUGAUGGUGUUGCUGUCAGAAAUUGGGGUCUGGGCCCUUUUGCAGCUGGUGGUCUUGGACUGAGUGGUGAGGGGUACCCAGUCUUGGGAGCGGGUGCGGGAGGCAGAGUUGCGGGAUUGCGUGGUGGAGAGAAGGAGAGGAUCUGCGUGGCGGCGCGAGUGGAGGUCGGAGUCCCCUGGACACUGACCACUGCCGCUGCCGCCGCCGCCUCUUCUGCUGGGGUUCGGCGAUCGCGGGCUUCUCUGGUGGCCGCCGCGUGUGCUGAGCCUUGCAGGUGUCAGAUCUCCUCGGUGCCCGCCGCCUCCUGGGCCUUGCCGCUGUUGGAUCUGCACGGUGUCCGUCGCCUCGCCUGUGUGUUGCCGCUGUCGAAUCUCCCAGGUGCCCGCCGAGUCUGCUGGACGUUGCCCGUGCCGGGCCUCCCCGGAGGCCUCCCUCACGCGCCUGCAUCGCCUCCCGGAGCCGGUCGCCAGGCUCUGAGGUAAGGGCCAGACUUGGCCUUGUCUAUGUCUGCCGGACUAGAGAAGGAAGCUGGGGUUGGCGGUGGCUGCAGAGGGGCUGAGAGUGUCCGGGACUGAAUAGCCAAAGUCAGCAUCGGACUUUGUGGAUCGUGGACUGGACUGGGCUGAGCACCCUUGCUGGGGACAAGGAACGAGUAAUUAAAUAGACUUGGUGAUCGGGUUGUGGUGGUUGUGGUGGUGGUGGUGGUGGUGGUGGCGGUGGCGGUGGCGGUGGCGGCGACGUUGGGGCUCCUCUGUCCCUACUGAGAAAUAAAAUGUCUAAGAGAAAAGAGGAGGGUUUCCCCCAGGCUACGUGUCACAAAAGAGCAAGGCCAAGGCCCGAGGGGGACUCAGAUGAGGACCUGGAGAGGGUCUUCUUUGAGGGUGUGUCUCACCAGACCGUUGUAACCCAUGAUAAUGUUUCAUCUUUUCAAAAUGCUGCGUCUUUUCAAAAUGUUGCGCCGCCACCUGCAAAUGUUGCUCCUCAGUGGACCUCGGAGGAGGUCGGGGUCAUUGAAAGCAUCCAUGUGGAGAAUUUUAUGGGCUAUUCCUCCCUUGGGCCAGUGUAUUUUGGACCUAAUAUCAAUUUUGUGGUGGGACGCAGUGGGAAGAAUGCAUUGUUAACAGCUCUGAUAGUUGGGCUCGGUGGAAAGUCGCUGGGAACGCCUUUGAAAGACUUGGUGAAAGAUGGAGAGGUUUCAGCUCGCAUCUCCGUGUCGUUAAAGAACAAAGGGGAGGAUGCUUUCAAACCUGAGUUUUACGGGCACUCCAUAAUCAUACUGCAUUACAUCGGUGUGGAUGGGAGCACCAGCUGUGAGCUACGGAAUCAGGCAGGGCACUUGGUUUCUGUGCAGAAGGAAGAGCUCAUUGCCAUUCUUGAGCAUUUUAAGAUUCGGGUAGAUAAUCCAAUGUCGGUUUUACCCCACGAGAUGGGCAGGCAGUUGUUGCGGAUCAGAAAUGAAAGCGAUAGAUACAAAUUGUUUCUGAAAGUGACUGAGCUUGAGCAGAUGAGAGAGGAGUGUAAGAAAAUUUUGGAGAGAAAGGCCAGAAACCUGCACGACAUUGAACAAGGUCAAGAGCAACUUGACCUAAUCCGAAGGCAGGGCCUAGAGAUAGAAGAGCAUUUCAAGACUAUGGAUGCCUUAGAGAAACAAUUAGAGGACUUGAGACAUGAGAAGACGUGGGCCCUGGUGAAUGAAACCGAGAGAACAAUUGGUAAUAUGAUAACUAAUAUAAAUGUGGAAGACCAGCUUACCAUGAUUUUAAAUCACGACCUGGAGGUUUCCAGAGUCACAUACAAUGAAUCCUUACAGAGGUACGUAGCCAUUCAUGAGAGUGUGCUUAAGUUAAGUGAAGAAGCUGCCCUAUUAGAGCCCAAAUGCCUUGAGGCAAAAGAAGAUGCUAAGAGGAGGGACAGGGCUUAUCGCCAAGCUAUGGCUUUCUAUAAUUACUCCCAGAAUGAAUUGAUCAAAUUAGACAAAGUUGCUGAAGAGCUUCACGCCAAAAUUGUACAAGUGAAAAAGAAUUUGGAGCUAGCGGAGUUGGAAAAACAGAAAAAGAUUUCUGUGUUAAAGGAAAAGAUAAAUAACUUUAAGGAGCAAGAAGAUUCACUUGUUCAGGAAAUAAAGUAUCUUCAUCAGUCCAUAGAAAAAGAUGACGAGGAGCACUCUAGGAUCAGGGAAGAAGAGUCCUAUGUGCAGGAAAUACUGAAUGAGGAGCAACAGCAGCUAAACCAUUUGAGAGACUAUAAAACUGACCCACUAAAACGAUUUGGGCCCCAGAUUCCAGCCCUUCUGGAGGCAAUAGACGAUGCCCAUAAGCAAGGAUACUUUACCUUCAAACCCAUAGGCCCCCUGGGAGCUUGCAUAAGGGUUCGGGACCCAGAAUUUGCUUUGGCUAUUGAGUCUUGCCUAAAGGGCCUUCUCCUUGACUUUUUUUGUGACAACCACAAAGAUGAGCAAAUCCUUCAGGAGCUGAUUAAAAGGUUCUAUGCAGUGGGCUCUACCCGACCCCAGGUAAUUGUGUCACCCUUUGCGUGUGAGUUGUAUGACGUAACAGAGAGAGCAGCUUCUCACCCAGAAUUUCCAACUGUUCUUGCAGCUUUAGAAAUAAAUGAUGCAGUGGUGGCCAAUACUUUGAUUGACCUGAGGGGCAUAGAGCAAGUGCUCCUUGUUAAAAGUAGUUCUUUUGGCAAUGCAGUGAUGCAUGUUCAGGCACCCCCCAAGAACUGUAGCAAAAUUGUGAGUGCUUGUGGUGACCGAGUUUUUGAGGUGCGCUAUUAUUCCUGUGAAGAUCUGAGACCCAUUUACUUAGGGGAUAUGGAAAUAGAAAUAAAUCAUUUGCAGAAAGAAGUGGAAAACAAAAUGGCUCAGCUGUCAGCAUUUCAACAGCAUGUGUAUUCACUUCAAAAUGACAUCAGGAAGAAUCGAGACACCAUUGACACUCAUUACCGACAUUUGAGAGACAUCAAGGUUAAAGUAAUAAGCAUCACUUCAGAAAUAAGAGAUCUUGAGGAUGAAGAGGAAAACCAGUCGAUAGAUCUCUCAAUCCUGGAAGACGAAGCUCAAGAAAUUAAAGUCGAGAUGAAAGAAGUCGAGGAGAAGAUAAGACUUCGAAGGGAAGAGAUGGAGAACUUAAGGCAACCAAAAAUAGAGGCCGAACAGAGACAUGAAGAGUUAAAGCUGAAAUUCAGUAAGGUCUCAGAAUUAGUUGAAUCCCUGAUGGAAGAACGAAACCAGACUGGUUUAGAAGUGAAUGCUCAACACCAAUCUCUGAUGCAUUAUCAAAGCAGGCUCAAACAACACGUAGAUGCUGUCCAGGUGAUCAAAGAAGAGCUGGUGAUCAAAGAGAGAGAAUUUGAGAGGGAAAUAGUUGAAGCAAGCUACAUCUGUCCCCAGCGUAUAGAAGUUACCAGAGCUUCUGAUGUUCUGGACCGAGAAAUUGAUAUGUUAACCCAGAGGAUCCAGUCAGAAAACUUCACUCACAGAAGCCAGGAAGAAGUCAAGUUGCAGUACCAUGAGAUAAAAGAAAGAUAUCUGGAUCUGAGUGGAAAAGUGUUUAAUAUGAAAAACCUGACUGAGACACUGGAUGAAAUAUUGUUUCAGAGAUAUGAGAACUACCAGAAAAGUAGACAAAAUCUUUCUCUGCAGUGCAAGUUGUUCUUUGACAGUUUACUAUCUCAAUGGUCCUUCUCUGGGGAGUUGCGUUUUAAUCACAGGAGCGAGACCCUUUCUAUCAAGGUCCAACCUUGUGGUGACAUGCCUGCCUUAGCAGCAGGUAGGCAGGCCUUCUCAAACUUUUUGUUCUUUCUCACUCUGUGGUCUGUCACAGAAUCUCCCUUCAGAUGCCUGGAUACAUUUGACAUCUACAUGGACAGGAAGAGCCGAAAAGUCGCCAUGGACAUGCUCCUCAAGAUAUCCAACUCUUACCAGAACCACCAGAUCAUCCUGCUCUCUCCACAGAACAUGAGCUCUCUUCCCCUGAGUCCCCUCAUUGAAGUAUUCGAAAUGCCUGACCCUGACCUUGGAAGGGAGAAGAUGACCUUCCCUUUUGCCACAGGCAAUCCCGAAGAACAACAUUGAAUUUUUAAUUUCGUGUGAUAGUGCUGUCUACUCAUUGUGGUAUUUUAUAUAUUUUUUUCUUAAAGUGUCUGCAGUGUUGUGUUCAAAAUCUCCCCACUUUGAAGAAAUAUGUUGAAAAUAAUUAAAAGUAUUUCAGAAAAAAACAAAAUUGUUAACAGGAAGGGGUACAGCAUCACUCCCCCACCAGGCCCCUUCCAUCAAGAUGUAGAAAACACACCAGACCAAAUUCUGACCUGGAAAUCCAAGAAAAAAAUCACCAGCACCUGGCAGCUGAGGGAGAAAGACGUAGAGAUCUGUGGACACUGGGGUUGGGGUCUCGGCCUGCAGCAUUGCAGCACCCAGGGACCGAAAGAGAGCUAAGACUGGGCACCUGGGAAGGAAGCACUAGGUGUAUUAAAGUAAAAUCAUUUCCUGUGACAUAACUGAUUGUAUUUUUAAUUAGGCCACUGUUUUGUGUUGAAGUGUUUUGAUGUUUCUUUUUCACAACUUGUUUUUCAAUGUAAAAAUAAGCUUAUGUGUUGUAUAGGUUGGUAUAUAACAUGUGUGUUGAUAGACAACUGAUAAACAUAUUCAAUGUCCCUAUAUGACAACCCACCUGUGGGAAUUUUUGUAAUCAGCCUCACCGUUAACUUAUAUCAUCAGUUAUCAAUGAAAUUAAUUGGUAAACAAAUCAGUUUACCGGCCACCAAUCAGAACUUGGGUAUAACCAGCGAAUGCCCAUACCUAAGUAAGACCUUUGAGAAACAAACUGGUGGCCCCAGUCUUCAACCAGCUUUUGGGUUAAGACUAACCCUUGCUCCUGUGUUCCCUACACUUGUGACUCCACUUUUACAUCAUGUUUGCUUGAAGAAUUUGCUGAUUGACUGUCAAGGAUUUUGUAGACUUGCCAGACAACCACUUCAUCGGGAGACAGAUGGCUUCUUGUUGGAUAGAGAGAGAAGGAACUUUGUCAUCGAGUGCUAGCUGGAGUCAUGCUUUUGAUGUGCAAGUGCUGUGAUUUCAUCAUUGGUGCCUUUGUGACCCUAUUGCUGCUCUCAUCGUUGCUUAUUUCAUCACCCAUCCUAUCCUAAGUAUCACCUCAUCGUACCUUCUUGCAGCCCCUUGCAACCAAGAACAGCCUCACCCUCUGGUUGCUUAUUCGAUAUCCAGCUGCUCCUGUAAGUCACUGUUGUGACAGACAGGAUGCCCAAGGAUACAAAACAUUGCCAAUGUGACAGUGGGGACUGCCUCCUUAGAUACCCCAUCACAAUUUGAGGGGUUACAACCUUUGGAUUUGCCUGAGACACAAGACAACCUCACCAAGAUAUACCAGUGAUUGCUCACCUAUCACCAACAGGUGGUGCGGGCAAUCAGAGACUUUAGCCAUGCCUGCCCUAAAGAAAGACAAAUGCCGGAAGGACACUGCAGUGAUCAUCGGACGGAGAAUCGCAGGGCAUCAUCGGCUCGAGUGGAACAUCAUCAAGAGGCCUUGUAACAUGUUCUCUUAUACCAGUUCCUGGCUUGGUUUGCAGAGUUCUUGCUAUGAGAGAACAUGGGACAAAUGGAUAGACAUUGUCAUAAUGUAUUAAGAAUAUAUUUAAAAACGUGUUAAUGCUAAGUGUAUUAAUGAUGCUUGUGUGUUCUCACCUUAAACGAUGUAAAAACAUUGAGUGUUUGGAAUUGCAAUUUGAUUGUAUUAGUGAUAAUUAUCAUACUUUUCAUCAACUAUCCUAGAUGGCUGCAGGGAUAACCAGCAGCCAAAGGGUGGCUAUAGUGAGAAUACUUUUGUUGCCUUGAUAUAACUGACUCCAUUUUUUAUUUGGUCACUAUUUUGUGAUGAAGUGUUUUUAUGUUUGUUUUUUGUAGCUUCUCUUUAAAUAUUAAGAUUAGCAUUUUGUUGUAUAGGUUGGGAAACAACACGUGUGUAUUCAGAAACAACUGAUAAAUAUAUGUGACACCCCCCCCCAUAUAGGACAGACCACCAAUGGGAAAUUUUGAGAAAGAACCUCACCGUUAGCUUAUGUCUUCAGAUAUCAGUCCAGUGAAUUAAUAAACGAAUUUGGUCACGAGUCGCUAAUCAGAACUUUGACGUAACAAGCUAAUGCCCAUAACUAGAACUAGAGAAACUUACUGGAAGCCCUCCCUCUCAGCCUGCUCUUGGAUGGAGGCUGAGCUGGGCACUUGUGUUCCCCACACAAGCCCCCUCCCCAGAACUCACACCCAUAUCCACUUGAGGACAGUGCUAAUUGAUUGCUGGAGAUUUGCCAAUUUGCCAGCCAGUGACCUUCAGGGGUGACAGCCUCUGGAUGGGUAAGAAAGGACCCAUGUUUUUGGAUACAGUAUGAGUUAUGCUUACUGGUAAGCAUGAAGAAAAUACGGUUGGUGGUUUGUUCCUAAUGGGGUUAAUGUUUUAUUUUGUAAUAUUUAAUAUGAACCACAGUAACCUAGUGUUUGAUGAACCCAAAGACCCAAGUGAUUGGGGCAAGAACUCACUAUUUGAUAAAUCUGCUGGGAAAACUGGAAAGGAGGCUGUUAGAAACUAGCCAUAGACGAGCAUCUCCCACUGUAUACCAAGAUAAGCUCAAAAUGGAUACAUGAUUUAGACGUAAAAGGGUGAUACCAUAAGGAAAUUCAGGAGUAUGAAAGAAAUCACCUGUAGUUCUCUAGAUAAGGGAAAAAUUAAUCACCUGACAAGAGACAGAGGGAAUCCCAGUAGGUGAAAUGGAUCAUUUGAAUUACAUGAAAUUAUUAAGGUUUCACACAUUCAGAAUUUGAAGAAAAUCAGGAAACCGGGAGAUUUUUUUUUUUUUACAAAAAGUUCCUCUGAUAAAGAUCUCAUUGCUCAAAUUUACAGGAAUCUGAUCUGAGCCAAAUGUGGAAAAAUCAAACCCACUCUUCCACUGAUAAAUGGUCAAAGGAUAUGAACAGGUAAUUUUCAGAAGAAAAAGUUGAAACUAUUGAUAGUUACAUGAAAGAAUGUUCUAGAUCGCUAAUAGUUGUUAAAAAUGCAGAUUAUAACAACUCGCAGAUCCCCUCUCACCCCUAUUAGAUUGACUUAGGUGAUAGAAAAAAAUGACAUUUGCUGGAGGGAGUGUGGGAAGAUAGAGAAACUCAUGCAUUAUUGGUAUUAUGGACGUGAACGAGUCCUCCCCAUUGGGAAGACAGCCCAAACAGUCAGAGAGCUCUGUGUACCCUUUGACCAAGAAAUACUGUAGCUCCAAACCCCAAGGAGGUCACAGAAAAAAAGAAAACAAUCCAUAUGUACAAAAAUAUUUGUAGUAACUUUUUUUUGGAGUGGCAGAGAAUUGGAAGCUGAGGGGAUGCUUAUCAAUCGGGGAAUGGCUGAACAGGUUUUGGUAUAGGAUGGUAAUGGAAUGUUAUUGUUUCUGAAAUAGUGAAGGGUUGAUUUCAGGAAAACCUGGAAAGGUAUGGAUUGACAGAAGGAAAAGUAAGCAGAAAUCUGAGAACAUCUUACACCUUAACAGCAAUAUCUUAAAGAUAAUCAACUGUGAAAAAACUUAACUACACUGAUCAAUACGGUUAUUCAUGACAACUCCAAAGGACUCACGAUGAAAAAAGCUAUCCCCUUCUAGAGAGAGGAUUGAUGAACUUGAGCGCAGAUUGAGACAUAUUUUUUUCACUUUAUUUUUUUGCGACAGGGUUAAUGUGGAAAUGUGUUUUGCAUGACUAAUUAUGUAUAACGGGGAUCGGGGAUCAUAUUUCUUGCCUUCUCAAUGGCAGAGGGGUGGGGAGGAAGUGUGGGGGGGGAGGGAGGGGAGGGAAAAAAAUCCAAAAAAAAAUUAAAUGGUGAAUAUAACUGAAUGUUUGCAUGCCCUUAAUGAAUAAAGUGAUUGUUAAGCAUCAA
Monodelphis domestica (gray short-tailed opossum) is the source of this 9176-nucleotide messenger RNA. NCBI's taxonomy places the organism in Eukaryota, Metazoa, Chordata, Mammalia, Didelphimorphia, Didelphidae. The record is from RefSeq and is a predicted model, not a curated record.